AUGAAGUGCAGCUGUAGCGUCAGUGCCAUCCUCGCAGUCGCGGGCGCAGUUCUCGCUCAAGACAGCAACUGCUACGAAGAAAAAGGUAACUGGUACUGCAACUCGGUCCAGGCAAUCUCGUACUCGAAUUUCGGCACCGCGGGCCAGUACCAGAAGGUGUCGUACAUGGGGUCGAAUGGGGAAUGUGACUUCGCAGAUCAGAGUUACCAAGGAGGAAUGGCGCCGAUGGACGGAGAGGUGUCAUGGCACUUUCGUGGGCCAAUGCAGUUGAAGCAAUUCGCCUUUUACACCGCCGGGUCCGAUAACACCAAGCGGUCGCUGCAUCCUAACCCACAUCAGCGGCCAUACUCGCACAAACACCUUCACGAUCCCAAGGUCCAUGAUGGCAGUGGAGUCGCAGAAGGAGGGCAUAUAGCGGACAAGCGCGGUGUCGGGGAUUGGGUCACAGCAAUCAUCAACGGACAAGUCGUGUCAUGGAUCAACCAGUACACUGGACCUGGAGCUGCGUCUGCGACGCUUGCUCCUGGAAACAAUGGUGGCGAUGGCGAGAGAGUGGCACCUGGAUCUGCGGCUCCUGCUUCCUCAGCUCCUCCGCCCAAAGCGAAUGUGAAUGCAGGUCCAGGCCAGUGGGGAAGACAGGCAUAUUACAAUGCUGACCAAGGAGUUGCUGAUGGACUUGUCUUCUUGAACCAUCACGGCGGUCAGGGAUCUGGAGUGUUCGACACUGUUUGGGGAAUGUCCCUUUCGUACGCUUCAGCGGAUAACAGUGCGGGAUCUUCGUCUCCAGUGCCUCUAGCAGACACCUUGAUACCAGAUAACUGCGAGUUUGUCGUCAUGAGUAACAAGCCAUGUUUGGAUGGCGGAUGCGGCACUGUCCGAGAUGGAACCGUUGCUUACCAUGGUUUUGACGGGGCUUCCAAGCUAUUUCUCCUUGAAUUCAGCAUGCCCUUGUCCGACAACACAGGAUUCAAUGGUGACAUGCCCGCAGCAUGGAUCCUAAACGCUCAAAUUCCCCGCACAGUCCAAUAUGGAAAUUGCUCCUGCUGGGCCUCGGGUUGCGGCGAAUUUGACGUCUUCGAGGUUCUGGACUCUGGCAAUCAGAAGUGCAAGUCUACCUGGCAUGGGCUGAAAGCAAAGGGUGAUUCAAAUUGGUUCCAACGGCCGAUCAGUGGAACAAAGAAGGUUGCCGUAGUGUUUGACGGGAGUUCAGGCACAGCGCAUAUUGUGAUAUUGCCCGAUAACACGAAUUUUGACGCAAAAAUUGCGGAGGGGACUGUGGCUGGGUUCGUCAACUCGGUUCAGGAUCCGAAGUUGAGCAUUCAGGUUGCUCUGGAUGGUUGA
Cladophialophora psammophila CBS 110553 is the source of this 1341-nucleotide messenger RNA. RefSeq lists its product as uncharacterized. The record is from RefSeq and is a predicted model, not a curated record. The transcript is spliced from 4 exons. Bases 1 to 1341 code for a protein of 446 amino acids. NCBI's taxonomy places the organism in Eukaryota, Fungi, Ascomycota, Eurotiomycetes, Chaetothyriales, Herpotrichiellaceae. Gene Ontology annotation, cellular component: fungal-type cell wall.